AACAUAUUGCGCCGAGUCGACCGACCUUGACGCCGCCGCCGCAUCUUAACUUGUGGGGGACCCGGCAUGCCUUCAAUGCCCGCUCCUAGGUACGCGGUGAUGUCCCUUUGAUCCCUAACGAAGAACCGCCGUUCCGGCCCCGCCCGUUCCGCCCGUUCCGCCCGUUACAUGUACCAUGCCUUUCCUCGAAAUGGUGUACACCGGCAAGGUUGACGGCCACCUCCUUCGGGGCUGUUGUAUCGAAGCCGACCGUGCCGACAUCGUCUCCCUCUACCUCGAGGGUCUCCGCAAUGCCCUCCCGGAUCACUUCCAUGCCCACAUGACCGCCCUCAUCGAGGAGAUCCAUUCCUCCUCCCGCGCCCUGCGAGACUUGGCCGAUCAAUCGCAGGCCCACCUCAGCCGCGUGCCCAUGAUGCUGAACUACCUCAACAUCGUGCUGCCCUGUCUGUCCAGGACGCUUCACGACAUCACGGCUUAUUACGAGGACAAGACCGUCUCCAAGGAGAUCCGCUGGCGUAGAAUGUACAACAAAAUGAAGGAUGAGGUGGGAGGGCUGCCCCUCCCGCAGCGCUUCUUGAUAUAUAACCACUUCCUCGGCAUGCUCAAGUUGCUUCUCACCAGGUCGCCCAACUUUGACCUCAACGCUCUUGACUCGCUUCGGUCGCGGAUUAUGCAGUUGCGGGAAGCCAGAGGGAUAUGCCCGCCUUCAGCCCAGGUUGGCCCGGUCAUUCCUCCGGAGAUGAUGGCCGUGAUCGGUCCCGUGGACACAGAUCCUAAUGCCCAUUGGGCUGAGCAGAUCUUCUCGCUCCCCCUCCCUUCGCGAACGGCCCUCAAACAUAUCAAGCCGUCCACAUCUUGGGGCCUUUCGAUGACGAUCGCCUUUCUCUCGUGGUCUAUCUCAAUCUCGCCAACCAAUGCGCCUUUCUCCUUAUCCGCACCUUCCAUAUGAACACGCCAUGGUUUUCCCUGAGAGGGGCCCACGAGCUCUGCAUUCAUCGCGAGGGCAGCGCGCUUCAGCUCCGCCGUUGGAGCCAGACCGCACAAUGUUCCAAACCAUGGGCGUCACUCUACUUUCAGACGUGGGAAGAGAUGGUCCUCUUCCACA
Messenger RNA from Sodiomyces alkalinus F11, 1105 nucleotides. RefSeq lists its product as hypothetical. Bases 176 to 949 code for a protein of 257 amino acids. NCBI's taxonomy places the organism in Eukaryota, Fungi, Ascomycota, Sordariomycetes, Glomerellales, Plectosphaerellaceae. The transcript is spliced from 6 exons. The record is from RefSeq and is a predicted model, not a curated record.